AUGCAGUUGCAUACGUUGUUAGUCGCGUUUUGUAAUCUUGUAAAGGCUGCAGAAGGAAGUGACGUGCACGAGUUUCCACCUACCACAAUCGAGAACUUUAGCCAAAAUCCAACACGGUUAGAAGAUGACGCUGAAAACCCACAGACUACGGAGAUAUCAAUCAACCUUUCUACGAAUGGAUACGUUGCUUACCCUGGACAAUUCCCGUACUACGCGCAAUUGUUAAUAAAAAAUGGUGUUCAAUCAGUUACUACCAUUUCUACCGGAUCCCUCAUCACACCGGAUCACAUUCUGACGGUUGCGCAAGGCUUGCGAAAGCCCAAAACUCAUGGGUUUGCAGUUUUGGGUAACGACGACGGAAGUGACACAACAAUGCAGCAGCGUAUCAACUUCACGCAAAGUGGUGUACGGUAUCAUCCGGAGCACGAUAUUGCAACCAUUCGUUUGGAUCAUUCGGUAACCUUUACCAAGUUUGUGCAACCGAUUCGUUUGCCUAGACUAUCCGACUCUCGCACGUAUGAAAUGAUGGAGGGUAUAAACGUCCGAGGGUAUACGACAACGUCGAGAUAUAUACGCAAUCAGAUAAUGUCGAACGACGAUUGCCUAAAGCAACAUCCUCAAAUGGACAUUUCUUCAUACCAUAUUUGUACGAAUACUUACUUUGGAGGUGCUUUCUGUAACAGAGCGUACGGUUCUGGGUUGAUCGUUGAUGGAGAGAAAGAACGAAUACUGAUCGGUAUUACUAUUUUGGCUUCAUUGUGCAAUGUGAACUAUCCAAUAGUUUAUUUACGUGUUUCGGAGUUUCGCGAUUGGAUUAGUACGAACUCGGAUUAUGUGUUUGAUGCUUAG
Molecule: messenger RNA, 849 nt
Organism: Anopheles marshallii
Lineage: Eukaryota; Metazoa; Arthropoda; Insecta; Diptera; Culicidae
Product: brachyurin-like
Exons: 1
Coding region: 1-849 (282 amino acids)
Biological process (GO): proteolysis
Molecular function (GO): serine-type endopeptidase activity
Source: RefSeq, a predicted model, not a curated record